Molecule: messenger RNA, 3638 nt
Organism: Austrofundulus limnaeus
Lineage: Eukaryota; Metazoa; Chordata; Actinopteri; Cyprinodontiformes; Rivulidae
Gene: duoxa
Product: dual oxidase 2
Exons: 9
Coding region: 327-1292 (321 amino acids)
Biological process (GO): protein transport
Cellular component (GO): endoplasmic reticulum membrane
Source: RefSeq, a predicted model, not a curated record
CUUUUGAAAAGUGAAGACAAGCUUGCAGAAGACAAAAUAGUGAGUCUCACCCACAGCAGAGGCAGAGGUGUUCAACAGGACAGCUGGUUUGAGCUCAGAGCAUCUCUGAAGAAAACUGAGGCACUCAGGUGUUGCUCAGCUUUGUGGAUUAUUUCUCAAAUGGGAAUGGCUUUCAUGUGUGGAUCACACCUCUUUCCUUCAGCAUCCUCCUCCUCCUCAGUGACACAAAGGGGGGACACCACUGGUAUAAAAGAAGUGUACGUUCCCUCAUCUUUACCUGUGCCUGUCCUGCAAAUCUCAGCUGUGUCCUUAGAUCAGGUGCUAAGAUGACUUUCUACGACGACAUUUACCCAUUCUACCCUUCACAAAGGACUUCCUUCAUCUUCAGCGGGCGGUUGCUCACCAUUAUUCUGGUCUUCCUUGUGCUCACGGUCAGUCUUCUUCUCAUUCUGCCGGGAAUACGAGGCAGGACGAGGCUGUUUUGGAUGUUCAGGAUAAUUACCAGCUUGUUCAUUGGUGUGGUUUUAGUGGUGCUCAAUUACACCAACAGCUGGGCUGAGGCAAGGAUGACCACAAACGCUACCUACAAGUCUUUCAGCAACGCGGUGAUUAACGCUGAGGUCGGCCUGCACGUCGGGCUGUACGGCAUUAACGUGACGCUGAGAGGGACACCCAUGGUACAGUUCAACGAGACCAUCAACUACAACGAGAUGUUCAGCUGGCAUGACACAAUCGAAGAAGAGUACAAGGAAGCUCUGGAGAGAGGCUUACCCAACCCCAUCCUCUACAUUGCUGAAAAAUUCACUCUGAGCAGCCCGUGUGGCCUGAUCUUUCAGUACAGAUACUCGGGACGAUUCGCCUCCGCAACCCUCUGGACAGCGUUUUGCUGCUGGGUGCUCGCCAACAUCCUCUUCUCCAUGCCCGUCAUCCUGUACGCCGGGUACAUGAUGAUGGCCACGGCCGCCUUCAUCUUCUUCUCCAUGGUGUCCUUCUCCACCAUCAUGAACGUGCCUCGGUGUGUUUUCUCCAUUGGGACGGACUCCUUCGUCACAGAAUUCAGCCAUUCGUUUUGGUUGGCUCUGGCUACAGGUGUGCUGUGCGCCAUCAUUGGGAUUCUCGUGGUGGCGUUUAACUUCCUGAUGCCAGAGAAGAUAAAAGCAGCCUUUAGCAUUGGUGUCGAUGGCUGUGAGGACGAGGAUGACUUUUAUGGGGAAGGUUUCCUAAAUUCAGUUUUCCUUGACGGGGCAAUGAUUUCCUCUCCGACAUCGAAAAUUCCAACAGAGCUUUUCUGACAUGGUCCAAAGCUCUCAGGGAGCCUUCACAGUUCAUACUUGAAAAACAAUUUAAUUGAAUGUGUUUUAAUUGGACCGUUGGAUUUCAAACUGUUUGAAUUUGCUGUGUGAGCCUGUAAGUGUUAACUGUAAAUAUACAUUUGAACUUGUUAUGUCAGUAUAUCCAGGGUCAGUAUAAAGGUUAUUUUAAUUUGUAUGUGAUCUGUAUAAUGUCAUGUGUGUGCACACUGAUCAACAUAAAUAAUACAUGUGUAUCUGUCUUUAUUCAACUUGAUUAAAUAAUCUGAAGCAGAAAUAUAAAAUUGAUUGAUCACUUUUCUGGUCAUUUUUAGAAACAUCUUGUGAUUAUAAAGAUUUUCUGAACAGUUGGACUCCUUUCUAACAUUCAGAGUUUCAAGUAAUUAUAAAAAAAAUAGUUACAGGGGAGAGAUGAGUAAUGAAACAAUAAUUCAGAGCUUUUUCAAGUUCUAACUCAAAAUCAAAUACCUGUUGUUAGCUCUUUGAACAAUCUCACUUUGUAGAAAAGGUCUAAUUCUGACUACAGUGAUGAACGAGGCCAAGAUCAACAAAGAUCACAGCUCGCUGAAGACGGGUUCACACUGUGGUUUUCAUACAUCUUAGAAAAAAAACAAAGAAAUUUUUGGUUGUGAACUUGACUAUGUGGUUUGGGCACUUGCACAACCAUUAAACAACAAAAGAGAAAUACCAAGCAGGUUCAUAAUUUUCUGGAAAGGUACAUUGUGACAACUGCUGCGACCACCUCUUCCACAGCAACGAGUUGUUCACAGCUGUCAAUUCUUAUUCAUCCCCCUUUCUUCCAAGUGUCUGAGUAUAAUAAUUAGAGAGUUGCUUAACCUCUCUCUCAAACCAAAGUUCCUCUCUUUCACAGAAAACUGACCACUGCCCUGUAGAUGAGUGUAAACUUUAGAGUCCUGGCCUGAUGAUGUAGUUCUUCUGUGCUGGGCCAUACUUUUGCCCAGUGGCUGCUCUGUCCCAGUCCUCCAGAUCCUGCUUCUGCAUGAGAACAACCAGUUUCGGUUAUCACUGAUAAACUGGUUGAUCCACUGUGAAGGUACUGCUAAUAAGGCUGAGUUUACCUGUAACUCAGACGGAAGAAGUCUUUGGAUAAAAGACUUGAUCUUGUAAAAACCUGUAAAUUAAGUCUACAUGGACACCCCAAAAACUGUUUUUGUUAAACCUCAACACUGGGAAACAUUUUAAAAUCUGUUUUUAAAAAUUCACAAAUUAGAAAACAAUUCAAGUCUAAAAGGUUUUAUAAGAAAUUCAUAAGAUUGCUUGAAUAAAGCUUAAUAUUGCCAUCAGUGUAACAUUACACAGUUAUUUACAGAAAAUACUGUACAAGUGUGAAUAGUGUAAGCAACCAGCAGUUACACUUCCUGUUUAGCCUAGAGAACAUAUUUUUGUUAAAAUAAUCACACAAUCGUAUAAAAGGUUAUAAAAUAGUACUUCCAUAAAACACAAUGAAUUUUUGUGAUUAGGAUUGCUUUAAGGCAGCAGACAUCCUUCUUUAACUUGACCUUGCUUGUUUGUUUGGACAGAAGUAAGCUAUUUCUCCAAACUGAGGCCAUUCAAAGAGCUACUUACAACAGGUAAGAUAAUGACGAUUCAUAAUAUUUUCAAAGAACCCACUUUGAAAAGCUCUGAAGUGUCCUGAACAAGUGAAUUUCCUCAAAUCUGACCAUUAUGUUGUGUUUCAGCAUGUUUUUGCAGCAACAAAAAAUAAAGAGAAAACCAACAUGAGUUUAACAAACUGUAUUUUCAGAUUUUCUUACCAUUACAUUCAUUCAGUAAUGUGUAUUGAUACAUUCUUGAACGCUCUGGUAAAAGUAAUGAUCGUGUCUCCGAACAGGAAGUGUGUCUUUGGCCUUCAUUGGUGCCGUAACUCAGAGCUCAGUCCCAUCUUUGUUGGCUUUGAACACUUAGCUGUAGAUUAACACGUCAGAUUGAGAAUGAAUCCCUGGUCAGCUGUUUUUUUUUUUCCACUAUCACAUGCAUACUGUCAUUUUGCAGGAGUAAUAUGGCCUUUCCAAUCAGGUCCUUGAGUAAUUCAAAGUAUUUACAGUAUAACUACAGUUUUAAACCCCAUCUACGUUGUAAAAAAAUGACUAAAUCAAAAAUAAAUGUGCUAAUUUAUCUCUUCAUAAGAAAAUAAUCAUGACCAUAAAGCUACUUCUCUUCGGAAACACCAUUAACUUCACAAACAGCACUACAGACAGUUUUCACGUUGUAAUAAUAAGGCCAUUAUGAUGAUGCAAUUCAUGAGGAAAAACCUGAAAAUGAGAACCGGGUGUUCUUUUACAGCAUUGCAACCGGAGGCAAAAAAAA